This is a messenger RNA of Lepus europaeus (European hare), 2394 nucleotides long. RefSeq names its product tyrosyl-DNA phosphodiesterase 2 (gene TDP2). The record is from RefSeq and is a predicted model, not a curated record. Gene Ontology annotation, biological process: double-strand break repair. The coding region runs from base 39 to 1082 and encodes 347 amino acids. NCBI's taxonomy places the organism in Eukaryota, Metazoa, Chordata, Mammalia, Lagomorpha, Leporidae. The transcript has 7 exons. Gene Ontology annotation, cellular component: PML body; cytoplasm. Gene Ontology annotation, molecular function: protein binding; 5'-tyrosyl-DNA phosphodiesterase activity; single-stranded DNA binding.
GGUGCGCAGUGAGGGCUUGGCGAGGCGGCGGCGGGCUGAUGGAGCUGGAGGAGGGCAGUCCCGAGGCGAAGAGGCGGCGGCUGCAGUGCGACGAGUUCGCCGCCGUGGCGAGCUGCGACGCCGCCGUGGCGCAGUGCUACCUGGCCGAGAACGACUGGGAGAUGGAAAGGGCGCUGGACUCCUACUUCGAGCGGCCGGUGGAGGAGAGCGUCUUGGAAAGCCGCCCCUCGGAGCCCGGGACCUGUGUUGACCUCACCAGUGAAGAAACAAGUGAUUCCAUUAGUUCUAAAACCAGCCCAAGUGAAAAUACUCAGCAGGAAGAUGGCAGCAUGUUCUCGUGCAUCACCUGGAAUAUCGAUGGGUUGGAUCUGAACCACCUGCAGGAGAGGGCCCGAGGAGUGUGUUCCUACAUAGCUUUGUACAGCCCUGAUGUGGUGUUUCUACAGGAAGUUAUUCCUCCAUAUUGUAGCUACAUAAAGAAACGAGCAAGUAGUUAUGAGAUUAUUACAGGUCAUGAAGAAGGAUAUUUCACAGCUAUAAUGUUGAAGAAGUCCAGAGUGAAAUUAAAAAGCCAAGAGAUUAUUCCUUUUCCAAACACCAAAAUGAUGAGGAAUCUAUUGUGUGUGCAUGCGAGUGUGUCUGGGAAUGAACUUUACCUUAUGACGUCCCAUUUGGAGAGCACCAGAGGCCACGCCACGGAACGAAUGAAUCAGUUAAAAAUGGUCCUAGAGAAAAUCCAAGAGGCUCCAGAAUCAGCUACAGUUAUAUUUGCAGGAGAUACAAAUUUAAGGGAUCAAGAAGUUGCCAAAUGUGGUGGUUUACCCAGCAACAUUCUGGAUGUGUGGGAGUUUUUGGGCAAACCUAAGCAUUGCCAGUAUACAUGGGAUACCCAGAUGAACUCUAAUCUCGGCAUAUCUGCCACUUGCAAGCUCCGUUUUGAUAGAAUAUUUUUCAGAGCAGCAGCAGAAGAGGGCCACAUUAUUCCCCGAAGUUUGGACCUCCUUGGGCUGGAAAAACUGGACUGUGGUAGAUUUCCUAGUGAUCACUGGGGCCUUCUAUGCAACCUGGAUGUCAUAUUGUGAAAGGCUUUUCAAAUACAAGUUUUAAAUAUUCUGAGCAAUUUUGUUCAAGAUUUUUGCAAAUCUAAUUUCCAUCAGGUAAGUUUAACAUGGAGAAAUUAAGAUACUGGAUCAUUGUUACAGGAAAAAAAAGCUGUGACUUAUUCUUGUGGAUUGUUUGUUCAGAAUUGAGGCUUAACUAUUUACUUACUGAGGCAUGCCUGUGUUCAGAACAUGAGGCAUUUAAAUGAGAGGGCACAAAGCCUGUUGGAGCUUCUAACAGCGCCUAGAGCUGCUAACUGAAUUCCAAGCAAGGCCACCUUGUCUCAGGGCCAGCCUUUGUAGGAUUUAUUUUCCCUCAAUCAGGCACCAAAAUACUAAUAUUUUGAAUAUGUCUUAAAGAAGAGGUUACUGAAUCCUUGGGACUGGAUCUGUUCAUUAUAUUUCACAAAUUGAGAUCCCCUGAAAUGUAAACAACACCGGCAUCUGACAGCUAUCCUAUAUCAAACUCCGUCAGCUGACAGUACUUAAUUUGUACACUGUAUGUUAGGCCUUAUGAUCUAAAAUCCCAAAGCUCUUUCUAAUUCAUGUUUGUAAUUAUGUUGCCCCCAGAGGCAAAGUUAGACUUUGAUAAUUAAAAUCAGUUUCAUGUUCCCACAAGACAUUAUUUUUUUUUCCUAAGAGAAAAAUAAAUGUGUACAGAGAAACAGGCUUUUGGGUUUUGCUACUUGUAAAAUGGAGAUGUUUUACAGAGUGAAUAAAGAGUAUUUUUAAAUGUGCUUUAACGAAAAAAUUCCCCACAGAAGAAAUGUCCUGUAAAUAAAGAGUUUUAUAGUUUGCUGCUGUCUUUGUGUCCAUGAUGGGAUUACAUUUUUUGCUAGCUCCACUGCCACUACUUCCCCUUUGUGGGGAAGAAAGCAGCUUUCCAUGUUGUUACCGCACCACGAAUAUCAAGAAUUCAUCUGCUUUCUUAGUAUUAAAAGAAAACUCAGCUGGACUCAUUCAGAUGAGAAAUGAUAGAACCUUAUUUUCAUCAGGCGUGCCAAAAUUAAAACACCUCAAAAAGUUUGAAUGUGUACAUAAUUUUCCCUUUGUAGUGACAAUGGACAAGUUUUAUGUUUAUUGUAAUUUUAAUCAUUAAACAAUAAAACAACUGAUGGUAAUUUUUAGUUGCAGGCCUUAUCAAGGUAAUUUCUGUAGGAAAGGGUGGUUCUGGCAUAAAUUGUUUAUUUACUUAAAAGAAUGAAAUUGAAGAACUGUAUCUCACACCACUACAGAAAACCCCCGAGAUCAGUAAAAGUGAUAUGCAGAUUGGUGUAUUCUAUUAAAUAAAGGA